This is a messenger RNA of Daktulosphaira vitifoliae (grape phylloxera), 1313 nucleotides long. RefSeq lists its product as uncharacterized. The annotation marks the transcript as partial. The record is from RefSeq and is a predicted model, not a curated record. NCBI's taxonomy places the organism in Eukaryota, Metazoa, Arthropoda, Insecta, Hemiptera, Phylloxeridae. The transcript has 2 exons.
GGCGCCGAUCUCUCUGUUUUAUUUUAAACUUUCAGUGAGGGAUCCCCCCCUAAGUGUACUACAAUUUUUAUAUACCGCUUUUCACGGUUAAUUUAUAAAUUAAAUAUUUUUUAUUUAUUAUUGGCUCACUUUAUUAUAAUAGUAACAAUUGUAUAGUUAGGUAUAACUAUAAAUUAAGUCUUUGAGUUACAUAAUCUUUUAUAUACGUUUAUAUGCCUCUCUAUAGUUAUUAUUUAAAACGCACCUUUAAUAAUCAAACUUGUAGAAUUACCGAAAGAGUUUGGAAUCUAUUAGGUUUUGAUAGUAAUAUUUUGGAACUAACACCAGAUCAGGUUAUUAGUUCAUUUGGAAAGAAAAGGGGUAUUUCUGUUUCUAAGGCUUUUGAUCAUACCGCUUUUAUAAAAUUUCCAGUAGGAGCAACUUUAAUUUACGAAAGCACUAUAUUCGAAGUUUAUAAACGAGAAAGUAAACGGCAAUAUUUACCGAAACAGUUACAACAAAUCUCCCUUUUAGAAAAAAUUGAAAUUUUAAAAAAAGAUACGGAAGGUUAUUAUUUUUGUUAUUGUACAAAAGGGGAAUUACUUAAUAUUUUGUCAUUUUUAAACGCAGAACAGCCGAUUAAUAGUCACACUAAAGAUUUGAUAAAUAAAUUACGUUCUGUUUUCAAACAACCACCCCUCUCAGAAAAAUACGAAUCUGAUUCGGACUCCGAAGCAGAAAAACUUGAUAAAAUUCCAAGUACUCUGCCGGUUCCACUAAGCACAAAAAGCGCUUCUUCGAGUGAAUCGAACACCCCUACCGAUCUCGACAAAACCGUUGUCGAAUUUCCUUUAGCUAAACCAUCAGAAAUUUCACGCGAGGUCACCGUAGAACCUAAACCUAUUUCUGCGCAAUCAAAACUUUUAGAAAAUAAACCAGUUAAAUUAAUAACUACUAUGGCCAUAAACGCAAUUAGAACACCCCAAACAUUUUCAGGAAACUUAACAGAGGACGCGGAUAGAUUCUUCGUUAAUUUCGAAAGGGUAGCAACCGCUAAUAGGUGGGAUGACGCGGAGAAAUUAAUAAUGUUGCCCCUUUCAUUAUGUGACACGGCUCAAACGGUUUUUGAGGCUAUCGAAUCCGAAAACCCAAACUUAAAUUGGCAUGAGGCAAAAAAUACAAUGAUAAAGUUUUAUAAUUCAGACGCACGACUUCGAAUGAGGCGUCAAAAUUUAGAAUCUAGGAGAAAGAGUGAUUCGGAAACAGUAAAAGAGUAUUUGCUAAAAAUAAAAGAAGAGUGCAGGAGAAUAGAUAAAAAUAUGGCAGAAAGGGAG